AUGGCCAUCACCGGGACCGUAAGCCAUCAAGUAACAUCUUCCAGAAAUGUGGCGGAUAGCAGCGUCACCUGUGCUGCAGCUGCCGAUCCCAGCACCGGCCAAACUCUCAUUUCCACCGCGGUGAAUUUCCCGCAUCCGAACUCUUUAGUGGACGAAGUGGUAGUCCACGCGGAUCACGUAAACCCUAGCCUUGCGCAUUUGACCCUUUCCAGUGAUCCCUUAUCAUCUACGGCUCCAACAGAUCAUCUAAUGAGAUUCACAGAUGAACUUAGCAUUUCGAUGAAACCGAAUUUGGUCGGCUCUCCGCUUGUGGAUGAUGAAGAUGAUGAUGUACGCUCAUUGCUAGCAGCUGCAGCCGCCGUUGCUGCGGCUGCAUCGCCCACGUCCCCACAACUGCGAUCCUCUUCGUCUGGUUUGAAUACUCCACCUCACACUCGGGUUUGCAACGCUUUGGACAAUGUCGCCAGUGAUAGUGUGAAAGAUGGUUUAGAUAGUCACGAACACGGUUUGCAUACUCCAGGGGGAGCAGCACUACUGGUAUCGCGACUGAAUUCGACCGCCGCAGCUUUUGCUACAAGCGAUACAAAUGAUGACGAUGAUGAUCCGUUAUCAAUGCUCAUCCCCAGCACUGUUUCUCAACACCAUAACAGUUUGACUUAUCCCUCUUCUCUUAUGGUUUGCACACCACCCACAUCCUUGAGUGACCCAUGUUCCCACCUUUCCGACGUUUCUAAUCCCCCUCCGGUGUGCACCCACACUCCUGUAGCAGUGGGAAACCAACCAACUGGCGACGAAUCUCGAUUCCGCCCAUCCUGUACGCCUUCUCCGGCCACUCCAUGUGAUUCUCCUAGGGCGUUGGAUACCCACCCCAUGGGUAUACAGUUUCAAACCUCUUUACUGUCUAUCCCUGCUACAACAACAACGGCAGCAGCAGCGGUGACUCUCAAUAUGACCGAGCCGACCAACAAGGCCGCCGCUUCAACAGGUAUGACAGCUAUACCAUCCGCUAACUUUGUCCCUUUCUCUCCUGGAGGAGCACAACAUCCUCUGGUAUCCACUCCGCAACCGGAUUCCCAUUUCCCUGAGUUUAUAAGCAAAUCAGCUCCUUCCAACGUUACUCGUAUCCCAAACCUUGGCUCCUCCAGUAUGCCCCCACACAGCCCCACCGGUGCAAUAUCUGAUGUUCACAUAACUGCGGAUCCUACGACAUUCAUUUCUAAACCAACAUCAGCAUGUCCCAGUCCUCAGGGACCGGUCAUUCAACGACCUGACACCAUCAAGCCCGCAGUGCCGGUUUACUCAGAGUCCACUCAUACAAAUGUGUCACACGACGACGUAGAUUGCGGGUGGACACAGAGCCCUACCACACACGCUGUCCUACUGCGAGUAUCUCCCGGUCAUCAUCCAUCCGUAGCAGCUGAGGAUGAGUUCGAUGCAUGCUCACCAAGUGCAACUGCGGAAAAUUUGAAAGAUUUGGAACAGGUUAUUUCCUCCCACUCCGCUUCUUUGCCGGCAACCGAUGACUGUGAUGAUGAAUUAUAUCUACUUAAAACUUCUCCUUUUGACCUGGCCACUACACUGAAAACAGAUACUUCCUCCCUCAAAUCCGGAACUAAACCAUUAGUUGCUCAGUCAGAGUCAGAACUGGUGCCAUCGAAACCCGCACCAUCACUGAUAAGUUCAGAUUCAGGGGCUGGCGUCACCUCAGUCAGUCCAAAACCAAUUCCUCUGGAUACACAACAAACGAUACUGGUUGUAGACAGUGCGAGCGUUGAACCAUCUGUCGAUCAGUCACAGAACAACGAUCCCACCAUUCAGGACAUGUUUACAAAUACUCCGACAUCGGUAUGCGCCUCAGAUGCACUUCCACUUGUUCCAAAAGACACUUCAGUCGUAGAGGUAGUAGAGCAUGAGGUCAGUCAAGAGGACAUUGACUUCCUUCUUCCAGUGGACCCAGUUCACAAUGAUUCUGGUUCUCCCACCUCACCCCUACCGUCCUCUCCGGACCAACACACCAGUCUAGGUUCUACUGGAGUUCAACCUGUAUGUGAAAUUUCUCUUGACGAAACAACUGCCAUACCCGAGGUGGAAAUAUUGGGUAUAAAUUCUGUGUCCUCCGUGAACAUAAAUGGUGGUGCUACUUCAGAACCGGAGGCGGACGAGGUUGUGGUUUCUGAGCCGGUGGCACAAUCAAAACUCAUCCUCGGCGAAAGUGAACAGGAAAGAACGGUCGAGGAAGGGGAGGAAGUCUAUGAUGAGGAGGAAUACGUAAAUGCGGCAGUAGCUGCUGUCGAUGAUGUGGUGUUUGCAUUGGCUGGUAAUCGUAAACCGGAUCCGUCUUUGGAAAUUGAUCCAGCUUUAGAGGGCACGGGAACAGACCGGAUAUUCACACUGAGUCUCGCGCCGGUUCAUCGUAAUGAGCCUCCCGUCUGCUCUGUGCAGUCGAUCUGUUCGGUAAACGCGUUUGCACUGAAUAGUGCCGGAAACAAUGGCCACGCAGAUGGUUCGAACAACUUGCUAACUGUAGCACGGCGCUCAGUGAGCUUUCCAAGUUCGACAGUGAUCGCUGGUUCCUUGUCGGCCUGUACACCUUACGCCCAAUCGCGGUCCACGAAUGCCACAGAUAACUCAGGGAUGCAAUCCGACUUUGAUGGUACUCCGGUGGCAAAUCCAACUGGCAACACGACUAAUAAUGCGACACCCACCGUUGUGACUGCCAACCUUAACUGGGAUCAACGUGAUGGAAAUGGAGACUAUUUGUGUCCAGCUUGUCCUCGUGUGUUCCCUCAAAAAGCACUUUUACUCAAACAUCGAGUUGUGCACGAUGAACCGAAACAUUUUUGUGACACUUGCGGUCGAUGUUUCGUACGGGAGGACAAACUGAAGCGUCACGUGAUGUCUAUCCACACGGCUGAAAAGCCACAUGUCUGUCAUAUUUGUACCAAGGCGUUUUCUCGCAAAGACAAAUUAAAAGAUCAUCUGAAGCACCACGAUCGCGCGGCCCGUAACUUCGAGUGUCAGCAAUGCCAGCAACCGUUUGUGCAGAAAUCUGAUUUGAACCGACAUAUUCGUGGGGUGCAUCAGGGCGAGCCUGGUAUUGGAAUCAACAUGGGCACAAAACGACGAGCACCUGGUCUUACUCCCGCAAAGCCGUCGAAAAAGAAAUCUAAAUCACUUUCAGCCAUCGGUGAUUCUGUUCUUCCAAAGAUCGAUCCCGGCCCGUCUGCUUCCAUUGCCACAAGCACAACAGCGUCUGCAGUUCCGGCUGUGCGUUCCACUUUGGCAUGUUCGAAUGUGAAGACAGCGAACGGUAAAUUAGUAUCUGUUACGCUCAAGAAAGGUCAGUCCAACGUGACUGACUGUCAGUCGGGAACUGCAGCAGUCGAGCCAACCGCCUCGUCCACGAUGACCGGUUCUUCGAUUGAAGCAUCCAUUGCUGCAGCGGCUGCAGCUGCUGCUAGUCUCGGUGCACUACCUCCCACCGCGAACCCGAUGCCCCCGGGGAACCAUCACCACCCUGUGUUUGCUGCUGCAGCUGCAGCUUCCGGAUUUAUGCUGCCCACAAUGGCUCUCACUCAAGCGCAUCAACAAUUCGUGCAGCAACAUCAACAACAGCAGCAACAACAACAAGCAGCUGCAGCGGCCGCAGCAGCCGCGGCUGCUAUGCUUCCAACUGGUACUGCUGGUGUGACUCCGGCUCACCAAUCCGCAGUUGCAUUGCAACAGCAGCAGCAGCAGCAACAACAACAACAGUUUUUCACGAUGACCAACGGUUCUCAGUCGUCUGCCGCUACAGUGGUCACAACUAAUCCUCAACAGGCUGCCGCAUUGGCACAUUCCGGUCCGGCGCAAACGACAGUUCAUGUUCAGCCGGAACUGAAAACCGUCGCUACUCCAAACGGUCCGAUGAUGGUACUCACACGAAUCGCUGCGGCAACUAAUCAAACGGCUGGGCAGACACAACAGUUGACUACCGGUCAGGCAAUGUUCCCUCAAAUGGUCGGUUUUCACACAUCCAGUGCACAACAGCAGCAACAACAGCAACUUCAACAACUACAACAACAGGCUGCAGUGGUACAACAUCAGCAAUUGUUACAGCAACAACAACAGCAACAGGCCACGGUGAACAAUUGUUAUCAACUGGCUGCUGCUCUCUAUCAACAACACCACCCCGGGUUAAUGCUCGCAGCGGCUAAUGGUGGUGUUGGUGCUUCGGCAGGAGCCGCGGGAUCCACUGUGGCUGCUAUGGCUUUACAUCAACAACAGCAACAACAACAGUAUCAACAGCAGCAACAUGCCGGACUCAUGGCGGCGUAUCAUCAGCAUCAGCAGGCAGCCCACCAACAUGCAUUGCAGCAACAACAGUGA
Echinostoma caproni is the source of this 4368-nucleotide messenger RNA. NCBI's taxonomy places the organism in Eukaryota, Metazoa, Platyhelminthes, Trematoda, Plagiorchiida, Echinostomatidae. The record is from the annotation of a GenBank genome assembly.